AGUUCACCAUGGUUACAUGUGUAAAUAAUGGGUAAAUAAUGUGGAAAAACAAACUCUACAUUUAGUGAAUUAUUUGUUUGAUUUGGAUUGAUUGGCAAUCAACUUUUGCAGAUUGUCAUCCUUUUAUCCUUUAUUUAUUUAUAUUAAGCAAUCUUCUGUUUAAUUGUUACUUUACCUUGUUGAAAGUGUUUUGGUUUUUAGUAGUAUUCUCAUCAUGUCAAUUUCUAGUAAUCUGUUGUCUUCCAAAAUAAGUGAUAUUCAUCGACUUUUGAUCUCUGGUAAACUUACACCUUCACAAUUGUGUGAAUUGUGUUUAAAAAGAGUUGAUCAAACUAAAUCUUUAAAUAGUUUAAUCACAGUAACUGAAGAAAAUGCAAGAUCUCAAGCUGAAAAAUCUAGUCAACGCUUUGCUUCAGGUAAAAAUUUAGGUGUAUUGGACGGGAUACCGAUUGCUGUUAAAGAUAACUUUAUGACCAAGGAUAUAAAGACAACAUGUGCAUCAAAGAUGCUGGAAAAUUUCAUCCCUCCAUAUUCAGCAACUGUCGUUGAUAGAUUAAUUGGUCAAAAUGGUGCAUUACUUGUGGGCAAAGCAAAUUUAGACGAGUUUGCAAUGGGUUGUGGAGGUGUUGACUCCAUUUUUGGCCCCUGUGUAAACCCUUGGCAUUCCUCUUUACCAUUUGAAUCAAUAGACAGAAACUCCGACAAAGUUGUCCAUUCUAAUGAGAAAACCAAUGUACCUGGCGAAUGGUACAUCAGUGGAGGUAGUUCUGGUGGAAGUGCAGUUGCUGUUGCAUCAGGAAUCGUUUUUGCAGCUCUUGCCUCUGACACUGGUGGCUCAACUCGCAAUCCUGCCUCACACUGUGGUAUUGUUGGUUUUAAACCAAGCUAUGGGACUUUGUCUCGUUAUGGUUUGGUACCUCUGACCCAUUCUUUGGAUACACCAUCAAUCAUGGGUCGAACAGUUGAAGAUGUUGAACUUGUUUUUCAAUCCAUCCAUGGUUGGGAUGUUAAAGAUUCAACCAGCUCAAAGAGUAAUUCAUUUAAACCCUUAGACGAUAAUUUCCCAGUUGAGCAACUGACCAUUGGUUUACCCAAAGAAUAUUUACCAGAUUUUAUGUCCCCAGAAAUACUUUCACUAAUCAACUCCAUUGUUGAUCUUUUAACAUCAAAAGGAAUCUCAGUUGUUCCCGUUUCAUUACCUCACACACCAUAUUCAUUACCCUGUUAUUCUGUAAUUAACUGCUGUGAUGUUGCCUCUAAUUUUGCCUGUUAUGAUGGAAUUGAAUAUGGUCAUCGAAGUGCCAAUGUUUUUUCAUCUAGUACUGAUAAUAAUAAUAAUGAAGCAAACAAAACUGGUAAAUUAGAAACAGCUUCAAAACCAAAGACAUUUGAGGAAUUCAUCACCUGUUCUCGAGAUGAGGCUUUUGGAGAUAAUGUUAAGGGUCGAAUAUUAGCAGGAAAUUAUUUUCUUCUCAAAGAAAAUUAUGAAAAUUUUUUCCUUAAAGCACUGAAAGUUAGAAGAUUGAUUUGCCAAGAUUUCGACAAAAUUUUCAAUGGACCGGAAAAGGUUGAUCUCCUGCUAACUCCAGUAACUCUCACUUCAGCCUUUCGUUACUCAGAUUGGGUUAAAAGAGACGCUACAGAUAAAUCAUCUGGUGAAGAUUAUUGUACACAACCGGCAAAUAUGGCCGGACUUCCAGCUCUAAGUUUACCUUGUUCCCUUUCACCAUCAACAAAUUUACCUUUAGGUUUGCAAAUAGUUGGACCGAGAUUUAAUGAUAAUAUUGUUUUGGCUUUCUCAAAGUAUCUUGAAAAUUUAGUAUCAUUUCCCCGUUUAGUUUAUAAAGAAUGAUAAAUAUGAUGAAAUAUGCAAUGAAAAGAAACUCAACACGGUUUUCAGUUUAUAUAAUAUAAUCUGAUGUAAAAAUCUUUGCAAAAUGAUUCAUCAUACUGAUACUUUUUACACAAAUUUACUAGGUCAAAAUAAAUAACCCUUUGACAUGAACCUUUGAGUUGCUUGCGUAUA
Molecule: messenger RNA, 2026 nt
Organism: Tetranychus urticae (two-spotted spider mite)
Lineage: Eukaryota; Metazoa; Arthropoda; Arachnida; Trombidiformes; Tetranychidae
Gene: GatA
Product: glutamyl-tRNA(Gln) amidotransferase subunit A, mitochondrial
Biological process (GO): glutaminyl-tRNAGln biosynthesis via transamidation; mitochondrial translation
Cellular component (GO): glutamyl-tRNA(Gln) amidotransferase complex; mitochondrion
Molecular function (GO): glutaminyl-tRNA synthase (glutamine-hydrolyzing) activity
Source: RefSeq, a predicted model, not a curated record